AUGGAUACUGACGCACACCAACCGCCUCGUCCUAUAGGCCACCAGAAAAUAGAGUUGCCCAAGUACAGAAUUCCUGGGGAACCUGAGAAAUACCGUCUCUCAGCUGCUCGACUUCGCGAAUUUCAACAUAAGUCACCAGCAACACCCAUUGCACGUGCUCCAACCCGCUACAUCUCAGCCCUCGCGACCAACCUGACCCACAAUCACCCUCACGUCCUACACUUGCGUAUUCUCUCAUCGACAACAGCGUUGCUGGUUGCUCGUUGCGUGGCAUUCCUUCCCGCCAAUGUCCAACUCUGGUUGAAAACCGUGUUUGUCGAAUGGUUCCUUCCCGAUCAAGCCGUCCUAAAGAUACAGAAAAAAGACGACGAACCUGAGGAAGGCCGUGACCAGGAGUCUCUGGACGAGGGGUUCGACACAGAAGUGAAAGCGUACAAUCGCCUGCAGCCGCUUCAGGGGGUAGUUAUACCAAGGUGUUACGGCCAAUUGCACUACCAAGGAUCCAGGGCCCUUUUGCUUGAACGCCUAAAGGGCGUCUCCCUAGUGUCGCCAGAGGGAUUUACCCUCACAUUGCAGGAGCUUUCAGAUCUACUGCAGCCAUGUCACCAAGCGCUUCAUGUAUUCGGCGUGCAACAUGGAGAUGCCCACUUAGGAAACUUUCAGCUCGUGGAUGGGAGGAUCAUGGUGCUCGACUCUGAGGAAGCGGUGUUUGAUAGCUCUGCGGAAGAACAAGAAAUGUUUAUAAGGCUCAACAUUUGCCACUUAGCCGAACGAUAUCGAGAUCCUCAGGCUUACUAUCGGGCCGUGGGCCAGCUAGAAGCUGCUUAA
Canariomyces notabilis is the source of this 828-nucleotide messenger RNA. RefSeq lists its product as uncharacterized. The record is from RefSeq and is a predicted model, not a curated record. Bases 1 to 828 code for a protein of 275 amino acids. NCBI's taxonomy places the organism in Eukaryota, Fungi, Ascomycota, Sordariomycetes, Sordariales, Chaetomiaceae. The transcript has 2 exons.